Priapulus caudatus is the source of this 1209-nucleotide messenger RNA. RefSeq lists its product as uncharacterized. Gene Ontology annotation, cellular component: plasma membrane. Lineage: Eukaryota; Metazoa; Priapulida; Priapulimorpha; Priapulimorphida; Priapulidae. The record is from RefSeq and is a predicted model, not a curated record.
UGUUUGAGCCAGGUACUAUCCAUGCCCAACUGAGAUUGGAGAAAUUUCUAAUGGACAAGGUCUGGCUGUCAGCAAUAGCUACGGGAAUGCUGUCGUUCAGUAUGAUGAUGGUUCUACCAGACAGCCACCCAUCAACUCGCCAGAUGCUGCAGGAACAUCUCAACGGUCUGAAGAACAACAACAAGGGUGUGUUGGCAUGCACUCUUGGUGGAACUCUUCAGGGUAUUGGCAUUGCCCUCUGUGGAGCUACACCUGAGCUGGCAGUUGUUCAGCUAGGAGCAGGAGUAGAGAAUGCAGGAUACACGGUGCUAGGAGGCAUGAUCGGUGCUCUCACUUAUGGUUUGCUCGAACCUCUCUUCGCCGCUUUUACCUCACCAAAGUCACCGAUGUCCCCGGAGAAAUACACGUUGCAGGCAAUGUUUUCAACUCCCUAUUUCUUCCUCGGUCCACCGUUGGCACUGCUUACUGCAGGAGUAGUCAUGGCCCUCGAAUACUCUUUUCCUUGGGAAGAUGACGUGUUUGUCUCCGAUGCAAGUGUAGGUUUAUUCUCACGAGUCUCCUGGGCACCUUACUCAACAGGCAUCAUCAUCGGACUGCUGCAAAUCCCGAUCGUGCAGAUGAUGACGAAGCAUAUCGGCGCGAGCACGAGUUACUGCACAGUCACCUCUCAGCUUCUCUGCUGCAAGCCGCUUCAGAAGCUCUCGCCUUACCUGACGAAGACUCGCUCCGGCAUGGUCAACUGGUGGCAGGUGGUGUUCAUGGGAGGAGCAGCCCUGGGAGGCUACCUCUCCGCUCGUGCAUCCCAGUCUCUCGGCGACGCGAUGGGAGUGACUAAGUCGCACGCCAUCAUCGGCGGUGCCGUGAUGAUAUUCGGAACCCGGCUCGCCCACGGCUGUACGAGUGGGCAUGGUAUGUCAACGAUUGGGCUGCUGUCCACACUACCAAUGGUCACCACAGUGUCAACGUUCGGAGCAGGAACCUUGGUUAUGUACCUCCGCACUAAAUUCCAUUGAUUAUACGAUUGAUUGGAAUUGAUGGAAUCGGGACCAGACGAAGGCUUCAGCUGUUUGAAGUACUGCAGAGCCGCAGCGUUACAUGUUAGCAUUUCACAGGUGAGCUGCUGUGAUUUCUAGUACCGUAUAUGAUCGUGUAAUAACCGCAGGCGCCUAUAAGCCGCUCCUCAAUUUGAAUCGGGUAACCAAGUAUUGC